AUGCUGACCUUGGCCCAAUGCCUGCUGAUGCUGGUGGCUGUGGCUGAGUUCUUUGUCGGGCUGGCUGGGAACGGAGCCCUUGUGAUCUGGAGUCUUGGAGAAUGGGCCAGGAGAGCCAGACAGUGGCCCUACAGCUGCAUCCUCCUAGGCCUGGCCACCUCCCGCUUUCUGCUGCAGUGGCUGAUCAUGCUGGACCUCUGCCUGUUCCCACUCUAUCAGAGUAGCAGGUGGCCCUACGGCCUCAGUUUCGUCUGGGUCCUGGUGAGCCAGGUCAACCUGUGGUUCACCACCUUCCUCAGUGUCUUCUACUGUCUGAAGAUCACCACCUUUGAGCACCCCGCCUACCUGUGGCUGAAGCAGCGAACCUAUCACCUGAACUUCUGGUGCUUCCUGGGCUCCUUCAUCAUGGGAUUGGUUUUUUUGGCCCAUGUUUCCCAGAACCCCUAUUCUGCUUCGCUGGGGAACAGCAGCAUUGCAGCCCCCCUUUUAAGCCAGCACUAUUUUUAUAUAUUGAGGCUGAAUUCAGGAAGUUGGCUCCCUUUCUUGGUGUUUCUCCUCUACUGUGGGAUGCUGAUGGCCUCUUUGUACAGACACUACCAGAAGAUGCAGGUCUUCAUGGCGGGCAGGCGGGAUGCCCAGGCCCAGGCUCACAUCACAGCCCUGAAAUCGCUGGGCUGCUUUCUGGUGCUCCACAUAGUGUAUGUCCUGGCCAGUCCCUUUUCCAUCAGCGCCAAGUACCCCUCCCUGGACCUCACCUCUGUCUUCUUCUCCGAGACGCUCAUGGCCGCAUCCCCUUCUCUUCACUCAGCCAUUCUGGUCCUGGGCAACCCCAGGGUCAAGCAGCUUUGUCAGAGAGUUCUGUGGAAGCUGGUGGGUGCCUGCAGAAGUCGGGGCCCAUGA
This is a messenger RNA of Chrysochloris asiatica (Cape golden mole), 900 nucleotides long. It is a transcript of the gene TAS2R5, whose product is annotated as taste receptor type 2 member 5-like. NCBI's taxonomy places the organism in Eukaryota, Metazoa, Chordata, Mammalia, Afrosoricida, Chrysochloridae. The record is from RefSeq and is a predicted model, not a curated record. Gene Ontology annotation, molecular function: bitter taste receptor activity; G protein-coupled receptor activity. Gene Ontology annotation, biological process: G protein-coupled receptor signaling pathway; sensory perception of taste; detection of chemical stimulus involved in sensory perception of bitter taste. The coding region runs from base 1 to 900 and encodes 299 amino acids. Gene Ontology annotation, cellular component: membrane. The transcript has a single exon.